This is a messenger RNA of Fundulus heteroclitus (mummichog), 2941 nucleotides long. It is a transcript of the gene lingo2, whose product is annotated as leucine rich repeat and Ig domain containing 2. The transcript has a single exon. Gene Ontology annotation, molecular function: protein binding. The record is from RefSeq and is a predicted model, not a curated record. Gene Ontology annotation, cellular component: plasma membrane. Bases 32 to 1873 code for a protein of 613 amino acids. NCBI's taxonomy places the organism in Eukaryota, Metazoa, Chordata, Actinopteri, Cyprinodontiformes, Fundulidae.
UUCUCUGUGUGUUUUGCAGAACCGUGACAGAAUGGUGGACUGUAUGAAUAAAGUCAUGCUGCACACGGUCGUCUCAUGCUGGCAGCCAUUCCUUGGACUGGCACUUGUGGCUGCCUUUGUGGGCUCUACCUUGGGAUGUCCCUCACGCUGCGAGUGCUCAGCGCAGACCAAGGCAGUUGUCUGUCACCGCAAGCGAAUGCCCAGCAUCCCAGAUGGCAUCCCAACGGAGACCAGGAUCUUGGAUCUGAGUAAAAACAAGCUCACGAUGAUCAACCCUGAUGACUUUAUUGCCUUCCCCGGGCUGGAGGAACUUGACCUCAGCGGAAAUCUUAUCAGCUACGUUGAGCCUGGAGCUUUUAAUGCCUUGUUUAACAUGCACACACUCAGUCUUAAAAGCAAUCGAAUCAAGCUCAUCCCCCUGGGGGUCUUUACGGCGCUGACUAAUCUGACCCAACUGGAUAUAAGUGACAACAAGAUUGUCAUUCUUUUGGACUAUAUGUUCCAGGAUUUGCAUAAUCUGAGGUCUUUGGAAGUGGGUGACAAUGAUCUGGUUUAUAUUUCUCAUCGUGCAUUCAGUGGACUCCUAAGCUUAGAGGAAUUAACCUUAGAACGAUGCAACCUAACAGUUGUUCCCACCGAGGCCCUCUCACACCUGCACAACCUGGUCAGCCUUCAUCUUCGUUACCUCAGCAUCAGCACUUUGCACCCAUACUCAUUCAAAAAGUUGUUCCGGCUGCGGCAUUUGGAAAUCGAUAAUUGGCCUUCAUUAGACCACGUGCCAGCUAAUACCCUCCACGGCCUGAACCUGACAACGUUGUUUAUAACCAACACCAACUUGUCCUCCUUCCCUUAUCAAGCCCUGAAGCAUCUGCCCUACCUGACCCACCUGAACCUGUCCUACAACCGUAUCAGGCACAUCGAAGGAGGGAUGCUGAUGGAGCUGGUUCGGCUGCGAGAGUUGCAUCUCGUCGGAGCUCAGUUGACUGCUAUUGAACCCUUCGCCUUUCAAGGCCUGCGGGGUCUGAAAGUCCUGAAUGUUUCUCACAACCGUCUGGACACGCUGGAAAAGGGAGUGUUUCAGUCCCCUGAAGCUCUGGAAGUUCUUCUGAUUAACAACAACCCCUUGGUGUGUGACUGUCGUCUCAUGUGGAUCCUGCAGAAAAAGCACUCCAUCUUGUUCGGAGACUCCCAGCCAGAAUGCAGCACGCCCGAGGGGAUCCGUGGAAGGCCUUUUAAAGAGUUUAAGGAGGCUCUCCUGUCUUAUUAUGUAACGUGCACCAAGCCAAAAAUCCGCGAGAAUAAAACCCAAACGAUUACUGUGGAUGAGGGCCGGCAGGCGAUGCUGCGCUGCAGUGCUGAGGGGACACCAAGGCCAAGUGUGUCGUGGUUGUCCCCGCGUCGACGAGUACUGACGAGUCGGAACCACGGGAGACUGAUGGUGCAUAACAACGGUACAUUAGAGAUCAAGUCUGCAGAGAUACAAGACAGUGGAGUGUACCUUUGCCUUGCCUCCAACACUGCUGGAAAUGACACCCUGAUGGCUUCAUUGGCGGUGAAAAGUCUGGGAUCGCUGUACGCCAACAGGACCCAGCACUACACAGACCCCAACAACGCCACUGCCAAUGAAACGGCCAACAUCUCCCUCGGUUUGGACCUGAAGACUAUUUUGGUGUCCACGGCGAUGGGAUGUUUCACCUUUUUGGGAGUGGUCUUGUUUUGCUUCCUGCUCCUUUUUGUGUGGAGCAGAGGAAAAGGAAAACAUAAAAACAACAUCGAUGUUGAGUAUGUACCUCGGUCAAAGUCCAACGGUACCAAUGUCGAUUCAGCAGAGGGACAAGCUGGUCCUCGUCGUUUUAACAUGAAAAUGAUGUAAGUUAUAUAUACAUAAAUAUAUAUAUACAUAUAGACAGAUAAUGGACAGAGAGACGGAAGAAGACUGGAUUGUGGAAAUGCCUGAAGUAUAAAGUAUUUUUUUGAAAAUAGGAUGACUGAAAGCGGUCGUGAAACUUUUAAGAGUAUCCAAGAUAAUGGGACAUACUGUAAAUCACUGGAUUGUGACAUAAGAGCAGGAUACCAUGUUUCAGCUACGAAAAGCACAUUACACGUCUUACAAAACUGCCAGCUGGCAACUUCUCAGAUGAGGCAUGGAAACAGUUGUCGCCAUGGGGACCUAAAGGCAAAAGGUGUCACGUAUUAACUUUUUGAAAUUUGUAUGUACAAAAAUAAGCCCUUAGUUUUGGGUUGACUACAGACUCAUCUAAACAGUGUACAGUAUGAAUUUGUAUCUAAGCUAUUAACCUACUUUGUUUAGUCCUGCGCCAUGCUUAUUCACUGAACAAUGAAAGAGACCAUGAUUUCUUCUGUUCAGUCCUGUUUACUGAAUGCUUCAUCAUGUACCUGUGUGGAUACCCAUUCAACAGAACUAUUCAUAGCAAUAUUCAUGGGAUGCAUUGCCCAAAAUUGUAACCCCACAUGUUCAGCAAGAACACGUUUCCACUGAUUUAGGAAGGGCUUCUAUGGCUGAUUUUCUUUCCCUGUUCCCCCAAUUGCCACCUGGAUAAUAUGAAAUAUAUAGAAUUUACUAAUAAUAAUAUUUAUAAAAAAUGUUGAUAAUUUUGCAAAAGCCAAUGCUCUAACACUGUUCAGGGUCUAACAUGAACCUUUGAUCAUCCUGAAAAUGACCUAAUGCAGGUCAAAGUACAGACACAAACCACCUUUUUGUCCUAUUUUUGUCUUUUUUUUACUUUAACUGUAUCUUUGCUGGUUGACUAACUACAUGUGUCAAUUUUACAAAAGUGACAUUUGCAUCAUUUUCCCCUGUAGAAAAUUUGGACUUUGUUGUGGUAGUUCUUCAUUUUGUCGUUGAAUCAUUUAGAUUGUAAAAACUACAAAAAGUAAAAGUUAAAAAAAUGUAUGUGAAAUAAAUGAAUAUGUAUUUGUA